GUAGCCUAUGUUGUCGCUUUCGUUCAGUAGUUUCAGUACAGUUAGUACAGCCUACAGCGUACAUAACUAGUUGGAUUGUACUGGUUGGCUGAUUUUGGUUCACAAACUCUGUAACCUAGUUCGUCUUUCUGUUGAAGAUCAUUUAACUCAGGCCAGCUGUUACGAUUGCUAGACCCUUCAACUUAAAAUAAUUGUUUCAUAUGAGUUCAUCAAUGCACUCCGUGAUAUUUUUGAAAAUGAGUUUUUGUGCUUAUGGAAAGUGCUAUCGUUUGAAACCGUCGUAAGAGCAAGUUAAUGUUGACGAAAGAGUGAAUUGUCUUGAAUAAUACCGUAGUGAAAGUUCUGUGAGUUGAUAACUACUUUUGGUGGAAAACACUGUUAAAAGAGUUAGUUUUAUGGAAACUUUGAAUAAUUCCACCUUUAUAAAAAGUCUUCAAUAGUCUACCUUUCCAAUUUUGUGAUUGUAUUGCUCAAAAUAAUUCUAUCAUAUCAAUUUUUCAUUUUUUAACCCUUAUGUGAUUUGUUAUGAAUUUUUCACUUCGUUUUUGGAGAUUUCCAAUGAGACCAACUUUCUGAAAACGUAAAUUUUAGGGAUUAAACUUGAAAUUAAUCAAACAAAGAUAGAAAGACUCAAUUAUUAUAGAUUUUGCCAUGCAUGAGUGGUUCAGUCUAUUCAGAUGCUUCAAUAAUAAAUAUGUUAAUAUUAAUGUAACCAAUUUUUUUCAAACUUGGGAUGCACGAAUAAUAAAUAUAUGAAAUUCCGAGCUAUUGAUAAAUUAAAAUUUGAUACCGGUAAUGUGAUUUAAUUAAAGAUGCCAUGUAUGAAAAACAUUCAGCAAAUAGGUAUGGGAUAAAUGACACAAAAAGUAAAUUACGCUAUGAUUUGAAUGCACUACUGUACAAUUCAAAUAUUGAGGAAUGAAAUAGAGUGAUUUUCAAAAAUCAUCACUUGAAUGAUAUAGGUAAUUUUCAAAAAGUAAGACUGGUUGAAAUAGUAGCCUAUUGGAAAACUAUUUAUUAUUUCUAUCAACUAAAAUUGUACCGUACCUAAAAAUAAAAUAAAACUGUAACUAAUAGGUACCAAAUUAAAAAAUGGACUAUUUUAAUUUUUUUUUGUAAAAAUACUAAUAAAUAGAGAGAUUUUACCAUCUUAUUGUAAUGUGUCCUGGGCUUUUCCACUAUAAUAAUACAGUCUACAAUGAUGACAGAAUGGCAUGAAUUAUUGAUUGUCAGAGUCAAUGCUCUUUUAAUAAAAUACAAUUCUCUAUUAAACGUGAGAUUCCGAUUCAUUGUAUGCAAUUUAACAAAAUAUGACGCGAUGAUGGUUUGGAAACAGUUUCUAAUAUUCCUCUUACUUUUUACAAUUUUAAUAAUAUUACUUUUUUUAGAAUUUGGAGAAAAUUUAAAUUCAGAUCCGUUUUUGAAGUAUAUGUUUCUGCCUAGGAGAGAAGAGCUGGGAUUUUUUAGAGUUGAAAAUGAUUUAUUGGAGACACCACAAGAAGGACAACUGAUAGAUUUUGAAGAUUUUAAAUACAUGAUAGACCAACCUUGUGAUUCAAUACUUCCUAGUUUUAAAGCAGUGCUUUUGAUUACUUCAUUUGCUGGUAAUAUUGAGAGUAGGAGUGCGAUAAGAAGGGCUUAUCCGAGAUCAGUGAUUGAAAAACUUGGGAUUCGAAGGGUUUUCCUAUUGGGGAAACUCAAGCAGAAGCAGUCAGACAUAACUCAAAACGCGAUCAUCCAUGAGAAUGAAAGGUAUCUAGAUAUCCUUCAAGGUAAUUUUUUGGAAGCUUAUAGAAAUCUCACUUAUAAGCACACCAUGGGUUUGAGAUGGGCAGCAACAAGGUGUAAGGAUGUCAAGUUUAUUAUCAAAAUGGAUGAUGACAUAGUUGUAGAUUUGUAUAAAUUGUCCACCAUCAUUGAUGAGAAUCAGGGUGGAUUUGAUAUGAUGGGCUACUUAUUAGAAGGUAUGAAACCGAUAAGACUGGAAGCUAAUAAAUGGUUUGUUCCGAAAGAAGAGUUUCAAUUAUCAUCUUAUCCAAAAUUUCUCUCAGGCUGGUUGUAUGUUACAACUCCUGACUUUGCUAAAUGUCUUAUCAAACAGUCAACAACAGAAAAGUAUUUCUGGAUUGACGACGUGUAUGUUAGUGGCAUUCUUGCGCAAAAAUGUAAUGUGAAAUUUGUAGAUAUUCGUGAAUUCUUCACUCUACAUCCCGAAUAUUAUGAGUGCUGCAUUAGAAAAAAUAUUAGCUGCAAUUAUGUCGCGGGACCCAAUGGGGGAGAUAAUGGUCUGAUAGUCAAAUAUGAAAAACACAUAAGAAAUUGUUCAGAGCAGAAGUGUGCUGCUUUAAAGUUGACUAGGAAUACUUGUUUAACUCAGCGCAAAAUACCCUCAAUAGGAAAAGGAUUUGUUGAGCUCAAACAAAUAAAAUUAUAGUAAAUCAUCAACUCAGUAAAUACAGAAGUUCUAAGACAAUAUCUUUAAAGGUGAAAUAAAAAUAUGUUGUCAAUUCCACAAAAUUUUUAUUUGAGUCCAAACUAGUUUCGAUGAUGCACUUGGCAUCAUCUGACUGCGAGUCUACCAAUGAUGAUGAUGAUGAUGCCAUGUGCAUCGAAACUAGUUUGGACUCAAAUAAAAACUUUGUGGAAUUGACAACAUAUUUUUAUUUCACCUUAAUAUGGAGAAAUUCCACAACAUCUCUGUGCAAAGUGUUAACAAUAUCUUUUCAUGAACUAGCACUAUAAAAGAAACAAAUGCCACAGUAUAAGCAUUACAAAAGAUAAAGACCUAGAUAAAAAAAUAAUACCUUGUUUUGGUGUGGUGUUUACGAUACAGACAAAAAAUGACUUUGAUCAACUUGAGCUUUGAGAUACAAACAUUCAAAUCUGUAAAGAAUCUUUAACAUUUAAGAUGAGUUUCAUAUUCCUGUCACAUGAGAAUAAUGAAUAAGUUGAAGAGAUUUUCAUCCAAUUAUGAAGAGAGAAGUAAUGACUUUUACCAUUAAUAAUAAAAAUAAUGAAUAAUUUAAAAAAAUUGUUCUGUUCUGUGAUUUGAAUAUUAUACGAGUAUAAUUAGGCUAUAUAUAAUUUAUUAGGCUAUACCCACCAUAGGUUAAAGAUAAGGUAUUUUCGCCUAAUGUUUGAUAGACGUUAACUGUUGCAAGUAAAUUAUUGAGACGGAUCAAUAUGAAUCUACACGUAUGUUAAUAUGUAUUCAUUAUAUUGAUAUUGACAAUGAGCGAAGAAAUGAAAAUAGAGUUGUGCUAAUAAAGGAAGGAUUCUUGCUCAAUCGUUAUACAUGAAAUCAAUUAUUAUUAAUUAUCCAGUAAUUUUUAAAAUGAUGUUUUAAUUUUAAUAUAAUGCUUAUACAGAUCUAUAUUUAUUUAAUACCGAUACUGUAGCUUCAAGGAAAUAAAAUUAUGUUUACAGAAAAAUUAUUUGGAUUGUAAAUUAUCCUUGUUUAACUGUUAUACAUGUUGACUAUUAAAGCUAUUAUUACUCGAAUGAUGACUGAGAUUUAGGAAAAUGAUUUCUUUGUUGACAAUUCUACAAAAUAAUUGUCAGUACCGUUAUGUAAUUUUAAUAAUAUACUGUAAUCAGUGAAUGUUCAACAAAUUGUACAUAAUUAUAUUAUCUACUAAUUCGGAGUAUAGUGCUAUUACUUCAAUUUCUAUUGAAAAUAUAA
Molecule: messenger RNA, 3682 nt
Organism: Nilaparvata lugens (brown planthopper)
Lineage: Eukaryota; Metazoa; Arthropoda; Insecta; Hemiptera; Delphacidae
Product: beta-1,3-galactosyltransferase 5
Exons: 1
Coding region: 1199-2434 (411 amino acids)
Cellular component (GO): membrane
Molecular function (GO): hexosyltransferase activity
Source: RefSeq, a predicted model, not a curated record